Molecule: messenger RNA, 1736 nt
Organism: Mercurialis annua (annual mercury)
Lineage: Eukaryota; Viridiplantae; Streptophyta; Magnoliopsida; Malpighiales; Euphorbiaceae
Product: protein root UVB sensitive 5
Exons: 15
Coding region: 145-1620 (491 amino acids)
Source: RefSeq, a predicted model, not a curated record
GAUCUUGGCCUUGCGACCAAACCAAACCGGGGUAAUGUAAUGCGUACCAUAUAAGUUGGUUGGAUGUCAAAAUAAAGGAGGUGGUGAUGCAGUCUGUUACAGCUUAAUCUCCAGCUUUGCUUGCUGCCAAAUUUAUCAGAAAAAAUGUGUUCCUCUCUGCACCUCUCGUUUCCUGCAGCUUCGCCAGCUUUUGAAUCAUCGAGUAGAAACAGGAAAUGUCGUCGUCUUCAAAGAAUUUUGUGUUUUCCUCUUCAGUCUUCUACUGUUGAAGACGGAGAAAAUGAGGCGAACAACAACAAUUGCAGGAAUGCGAUUUUGGUGGAGAGAUACGGCAAUGGAACUUCCAGAAGGUAUGUGUUAGAUGAUGAUUCGCAGUUGAAGAGUUUUCCCGAGGAGAAGGAUGAUAUAAAGAGAGAGUCACAUAUGUCAGACGUGACAUUAUCUUGGCUUCCAUAUACUGUCAAAGAUUUUAUUCUACCUGCAGGUUUCCCAGGAUCUGUUUCAGAUGACUACCUGCAAUACAUGUUAUUGCAAUUCCCAACCAACAUAACUGGAUGGAUCUGUCAUACGUUGGUCACAUCAAGUCUCCUCAAGGCUGUUGGUGUUGGCUCUUUCACAGGCUCGACAGCAGCCGCUUCUGCUGCUGCCAUCAGAUGGGUUUCAAAAGAUGGCAUUGGAGCUCUAGGGCGCUUAUUCAUUGGUGGUCGGUUCGGAAGUCUUUUCGAUGGUGAUCCAAAACAAUGGCGAAUGUAUGCAGACUUCAUUGGCAGUGCUGGAAGCAUCUUUGAUUUAAUCACCCAAGUGUAUCCUACCUAUUUCUUACCAUUGGCUUCUCUUGGAAAUCUUACCAAGGCCGUAGCGAGAGGACUAAAAGACCCUUCAUCCCGUGUAAUUCAAAACCAUUUUGCAAUCUCUGGAAAUAUGGGAGAGGUAGCGGCAAAGGAGGAAGUUUGGGAAGUAGGUGCUCAGUGGUUUGGCCUUGCUUUGGGCAUAUUGAUCCUAGACACACCCGGUAUAGUAAAAUCUUUUCCAACAUUGGGACUGACAUGGAUGAGCAUGCGGCUCCUUCACCUUUGGUUGCGUUAUCUAUCACUUUCGGUUCUAAAGUUUGACACAAUAAAUCUCAAGCGUGCUCGUUUACUGGUGAAAUCACAUGUUUUGCGCUCAUCUGUUUUGGGAUGUGUGGAUUGCAAUAGAGAGGAAAAUAUUUUAUCAUUAGAAACGUUUACGAAGCCACGGAUCACUUUUUGCGUGCCGUUAGAGGAGAUGAUUGGUAGUGAGAGAUCUGUUGCUCAGGUGAAGAUACUUGUAAAAUUAUAUAAAAAGGAGAAGUAUUUUCUCGUGGUAAACCGACGUAAAAAAGACUUUGAGGUCUUUGUCUCAUUCAAGGUUGGCGCUACGAGUAUGUCAGUCUUACGAAGUGUAUGGCAGACUUAUUGGCUACAUGAGAACUGGGGAAGCUCUACAAAUGCAUCGGAUCAGCUUGCGCAAAGUUUACGGGAGAUGGAAGUUGGCUUUGAAGAUUUCAUGCAGCAAUUGAAGUUGGCUGGAUGGAAUACUCGUCAAAUAAAUCUGAAGGUUCCGAGGGAAAUCUCCAUUGAUGAAAUAGACAGUUUUUGAGCCUCAUGUUAAUUUUGGCAACAUAUUGUCUUUUAGAAAAUUCAGCUCUAUUUUUUCAAGGUUCUGAAAUGCCUAGCUGCCAAUGAAUAAAGCCUGAGAAAAGAAAUGGCUAAUUU